AUGUUCUUGGCAUUGGUGUGUCUCUUCCAUGUCGCAUCAAUCCAAGCUUCUGAUAAUAUUCUCUCUGAUUAUGUCUUCUCAAAGGAUUGUGAUCCGAAGGAAUCAGUUCUUUCUCUUGGAAUGUGCACCCGUUAUAUCAAUCAACUGAGACUGGCGAUAGAUGAAACACCAAGUGUCAAUACUUCUAUCGAUAAAAUGAAUAGUGUGUUGAACACAUGUCAUAGUGUGGUGAAAUGUUAUAAUGGAAGCGAGUGUGCUGACGUUAAGAAAAAUGCAGUCACUUUUCAGGAGAAAUGUUUGUUUUUGGAGUUCGAAUACUUCGGAGUAGCGGAUUGCAUGUCAGAUUUUUAUAAAGAAAAAGAUAUGGAAGUAAGAAAAGAUGCGUACACAUCUGGAAAGUCAUGUUUUAUGAGUUUUUUAAAGAACAACUGUUCUGCAAAAACCAACGAAUAUAUUGAUUCCAACUACAAUAAUUUUGUGAGAAUUAUGACAGUUGACAGUACUCCGACCACGUGCGGAUCACUGCAUGAUGAGAUGAAUGGGAAACAAUGUUCUCCACUGAUUACGAAAUACAUUGAACAAGUUGAGAAGUACAAGUCAGCAAAGGCACUAAAUCAAAGUGUUAAAAUUAAUCUUACACCGAUAUGCCUGGAAGCAAAGAAAUGCUGGGAUGAGCAGUGCAUGUACCGAGAAGACACAACGAACACAAUGGAGAGACUUUGUGAAGCGGCAGCAAAUAUGAGCAAGCCUACCACGUUCGAUGAAUGUUUUGUUUUUAUUGUGACGAGCACCCCUGCAGCAGAAUAUGAAUGUACACAACAAUCCAAACCAAAGCGAAGGAUCAACCCUGGACCUGAUUUGAUAUUAUCUCCUUAUGUCCUUUUACCACACUUCUUGAAUGACAAAGAAUGUGUUAAGACAAUGAUGGAAGGAGAAUGUGAUCAAAGUGCUUUGAAAAGUUUUGAGGAAGACUGGAAGAGAACUUGGAAUGAGAAGGAUGCUAUUAGAGACAAAUUGGACAUCAUUGUGAACACUCCGUAG
Molecule: messenger RNA, 1041 nt
Organism: Caenorhabditis remanei
Lineage: Eukaryota; Metazoa; Nematoda; Chromadorea; Rhabditida; Rhabditidae
Exons: 4
Coding region: 1-1041 (346 amino acids)
Source: RefSeq, a predicted model, not a curated record